Messenger RNA from Fusarium coffeatum, 2127 nucleotides. RefSeq lists its product as uncharacterized. The transcript has 8 exons. NCBI's taxonomy places the organism in Eukaryota, Fungi, Ascomycota, Sordariomycetes, Hypocreales, Nectriaceae. Gene Ontology annotation, molecular function: antiporter activity. Gene Ontology annotation, cellular component: endosome; Golgi apparatus; trans-Golgi network. The coding region runs from base 1 to 2127 and encodes 708 amino acids. The record is from RefSeq and is a predicted model, not a curated record.
AUGGCAGCCUACGCAAAGCUUCCACUGCUCUCGAAAGGGCCUGCGCAGCCUGAGAAACCGUCUUCUCUCAAGGUUGGCUUGUACAUGGUCGCAUGGAUCGUGUCUUCGAAUAUUACCAUUCUUUUUAAUAAAUGGCUUCUUGACACAGCUGGCUUCAAAUAUCCUAUCCUGCUAGUAACAUGGCAUCUCAUCUUCGCGACCGUCGUAACCCAAAUCCUCGCCCACACAACAUCCUACCUCGACAGCCGCCAUGACCUCCCGAACAACUGGGACUUUUUCCUCACGACCGUCCUCCCCAUCGGCAUCGUCUCAUCCGGCUCCCUCGUCGCAUCAAACUUUGUAUACCUCUACCUCUCCGUCGCAGUCAUCCAGAUGCUCAAAGCCGCGUCGCCCGUCUCCGUGCUGCUAGUCUCAUGGCUUUUCGGUGUCGUGAAUCCCACACUGGAGAAGAUUCUCAACAUCCUCGUCAUCGCUGUCGGCGUUGCGGUGGCUAGUGCAGGAACGGUCGAGUUUUCGGCUAUUGGGUUCUUCUUUCAGAUGGGCGGUCUUGCGUUUGAGGCUGUGAGGGUUGUCAUGACGCAAGUGAUGCUUAAUGGUGAGGGAUUGAAGAUGGAUGCUAUGGUUGGGCUAUACUACUAUGCGCCUGUUGUCGCUGUGUUGAACCUCCUUGUCGCGUUCGUCAUUGAAGUUCCUCACUUUGACAUGGAGGACUUCGAUCGGGUUGGGUUUCCGAUGUUGUUCUUGAACGCUGCCGUUGCGUUUACCUUGAACUUUACCAGCAUGGUUCUCAUCGGCAAAACCUCAGGCCUUGUAAUGUCCCUGUCGGGCAUCUUCAAGAACAUCCUCCUGGUGAUCUGCUCCGUCCUAAUCUGGCACGUCACCAUCACACCAAUCCAGCUCUUCGGGUACAGUGUCACGCUUUGCGCACUUGUCUACUACUCCCUCGGUCGGGACAAGUUGAGAGAGGGCUACGAGGCUUCCUUGAACUGGGUAUCUGAAGUGGCCGCCAACAAUGGCAUCUCUAUCAGAACUCGCCAGGGCGUGUGGAUUGCCUUGGGAUCUGUGGUAUUCUGCGUGACGUGUAUUACGCUUGCUAUUGGGCCCGAUUGUGACUAUGUGUUCCUCACAGGCUACGGAUCAGAAGCUCAAGGACAAUAUCUCCGGGGCAAAGUAAUCUUAUUCGUGCCCGAGAAGAAGCAUGUCCAAACUGUACAGCUCAAGUUCACAAGCCGAAUGUGGCUAGGAGACCAUGCAGCACCCACAGAAGCAACUACAAAAUGGCAACAUAAAGAACAAACCAUUCACACCUGGUCCCCCUUCCAAAUCACCAACCAGACCGGAAAGUCAGUACCAAAUGGCAGACAAUAUGACUUAUCCUUCGAGGUCUUCAUCCACGGCGAACAAGACGAAACCUUCAAAGGCUGUAAUCGCUGUAGUAUAACCUACCUCCUCGAAGCCUCAACCCAACCACAAGACGUACGCUCUUUCGCACCAAUUCGCAUGAUUCGCACACCGGCCUUCUCAUCAUACGAACUCAUGGACCCUACAUCCGUACACGGGAAGUGGUCUACGAAAGCAGAAUACAACGUCUCAGUGCGACACCGCGCUAUUGCGCUAGGUGGACUUAUUCCUAUUGAUGCUCAAGUUUGCGCGUCGAGUAAGAUUGUCAAGGCGCGGUUUUAUCUGCGGGAAGUCCAUACUGUUGAUGACGCGUAUGAAGGACAACGUGUUGUGACGGAGUGGCCGUUGGAUGUGAAGAAGGAACUUGACUUGCAGUCUUGGCAGCAGUGUCUGCAUUUACCGCUUGCUGUUAGGAGUUGUUCGCCUGAUGUUAAGAUGCAUGGUGUUGGCAUUAGUCAUACUUUGCAUUUCGAGGUCACAUUAGUCACGGAUGGUGUCACGUCAGAGGAGGAAGUUUCGAUGCCGAUCUAUCUGUUCAUCUCACCCGAGCUACCCGUGAAUGGCUGGGGCGUCUUUGUGCAUAACGAAGACAUAACAUCAAAGGAGGUAAAGGACUCAUUGGCAGAAGGUAUUCGCGUUCCGCCAAGAUAUUGCGAUGUUGAACUCAGUUUGGAAGGUUAUGGGUUACCCGUUGGUACACCACCUCCAGCAUAUAGCGAGUGUUGA